CCGUGGAAAAAAAUCCACAUCAUCAAACUGUUGUCGCGUUUGUUUGGAAUUCCGCUCGAAUUGAAAGUGACCAUCCGGUGAAGAUUACAACGAUGUAAUGUUUGAAAACAUAAUCAGCUGUUCUUUGUUUUACUCCCAAAGAAUUUACACCACCCAAAAUGAUGGACAGCUCUGUUCAGGAGAAAGCGGGAUCAUCGCCGUCGAGUCCGAAGCGUGAUCAACCACAGCAGCAGCAGCCUGCGAAUCAGACCCAGACAUCUCAACUGGAACCACAAAAUCCUAGACUGCUUUCGUCCCUCUACAGCUUCUUGGUCAUUGUAAGCUUCUUCUUAGUAGGCUUUGCCGCGUUCCGAAAUACUCUUACAUGGCACCUUCAACGGUUCUGGGGAGCAUCGGGAGAUUUCUGGCAAGCCCAAUGGGAUCGGUUCAUCGACUUUACAGGUGAAGACCCCGCAACGCUGUGGGUUCUCAGCACGACCAUUUUCACCGUUUUCGUGUACUGGUUCUUCGGAGGAAUUUACACCAUCUUCGAUCUGACCUGCAAACCCGCAUGCAUCCGCCGGUACAAGAUGCAACCGGGGACGAACGAACCCGUAGAUAGGACACGGCUUAUGAAGGUCAUCGCUACGGUUCUGAUGAACCAGACUCUGGUCGGCAUUCCGAUGGCCGUCUUCAUGUACCAGGCGAUGCGGUUUCGCGGAUUGUGCGAUCUUCGCGAGCUGCCCACCUUCCACUGGGUUCUCGCCGAACUGUCGUUCUGCAUCUUCAUCGAGGAGAUUGGUUUCUACUAUGCCCAUCGGUUGCUGCACAACCGGCACAUCUACAAGUACAUCCACAAGCAGCACCACGAGUGGGCGGCUCCGAUUGCCAUCACCGCCAUCUACUGUCAUCCGAUUGAGCACAUUUUCAGCAACCUGGUGCCACCUUUCCUGGGGAUCUUUAUGCUCGGAAGCCACGUGGCCGUCGCCUGGUUGUGGUUCACUUUGGUGAUCCUGUCGACGCUGAAUGCCCACUCCGGGUACCAUUUGCCGUUCUUUCCCAGCCCGGAGGCGCAUGAUUUUCAUCACUUGAAAUUCAACCAGUGCUUCGGCGUGCUGGGAGUGUUGGAUCGCCUGCACGGCACGGACACUCUGUUCCGCAAUACCAAGGCCUACGCCCGUCACAUCAUGAUGCUGAGCUUCAUGCCUGCCCGGGAAGCGUUUCCGGAACCGGCCAAAAAGGCAUUCUAAGAGCAAUUGUGCGUAUAUUUUUUUUUCAUACAUGUGUCUAUGAUGUACUGUUCGGACGUAGCAUAGCUACUACCAAUACUACUACUAUGUACUACAUUGCUAAAUACCUACCACAAACACACACACACACCACUACUAGAUAUAUACAACAUUCGAUGGAGGUAUGUAUGAUGGGGAUCGAUCGAAUCAACGAUCAACAGGAAUGCGGGUUUGGAAUUUAGGAAAUCACAACACUCUAGCACUGGCUAUCCCAUAGCUAAUUGGAGGAUAUGAUAUUGUAGUUAAAAAAAACAUUCAAUGCGCCACAGUGCGGCUUAUCGUGUUUUGCACACCGACUAUUCAAACAACGCUAAAUCAAUGCUAUUUACAGUUUUAUUUCAAGAUAGUUAUAUUUCUAAACUGUAUCCAAAGGCAUCAACUGUUCCAACCUCACUUUUUUUUUUAAAUUAUGAAUAAAAUAACAGAGGAGAAAGUGAGGUUAGAAAAGUUUUUGCAUUUGUCCACUUGAACUUGAUUGAGAUAGGUAAAAUCGAGAAUGACGACGAAUGCAUAUUGCAGCAGCAGCAGCAGCAGCAGCAGCACCAAUACAAUUAUUGACACGCAUACAUACACACAUACACCACAAGACUGUGAUUAGACGAAAAGCAAAAGCAAACGCGCCUACAUCUAUUACGAUUUAUAAUAGAGACAAAUGAUGAGGCUGGAAGUCCCGUUGGGCGGAAGAAGCAGAAUGCAUAAUAUUUCAUUCAAAUCCCCUUCAUUUACUGAAAAUCAUUUUCUCAUCUUGACAUUCUACACCAAAAAAAAAAACAUGCAAAACUAUAUAUUUUCAAUGGA
Molecule: messenger RNA, 2066 nt
Organism: Ochlerotatus camptorhynchus
Lineage: Eukaryota; Metazoa; Arthropoda; Insecta; Diptera; Culicidae
Product: fatty acid hydroxylase domain-containing protein 2
Exons: 5
Coding region: 159-1229 (356 amino acids)
Biological process (GO): sterol biosynthetic process
Cellular component (GO): endoplasmic reticulum membrane
Molecular function (GO): C-4 methylsterol oxidase activity; iron ion binding
Source: RefSeq, a predicted model, not a curated record